Ficedula albicollis (Collared flycatcher) is the source of this 479-nucleotide messenger RNA. RefSeq names its product NADH:ubiquinone oxidoreductase subunit A6 (gene NDUFA6). The record is from RefSeq and is a predicted model, not a curated record. The transcript is spliced from 3 exons. Lineage: Eukaryota; Metazoa; Chordata; Aves; Passeriformes; Muscicapidae. Gene Ontology annotation, biological process: response to oxidative stress. Bases 47 to 418 code for a protein of 123 amino acids.
UGCCCUGCGCCCUCCCACGGGCGGAGGGGAAGGUGGCGGCAGCAAGAUGGCGGUGGCGGGCAAAGGCGUAGUGUCGGCCGUGAAGCCGAUCUUCAGCCGGGACCUGGGCGAGGCGAAGCGGCGCGUCAGGGAGCUGUACCGGGCCUGGUACCGCGAGGUGCCCAACACGGUGCACCUGUACCAGCUGGACAUCACGGUGAAACAGGGGCGUAACAAGGUGCGGGAGAUGUUCAUGAAGAAUGCCCACGUUACGGAUCCACGCGUGAUAGACAUGCUGGUUAUUAAGGGGAAAAUGGAGCUUCAAGAAACCAUUCAUGUCUGGAAGCAGAGGACUCACGUCAUGAGGUACUUCCACGAGACUGAAACCCCGCAACCCAAAGACUUUCUGUCCAAAUUCUAUGCGGGCCACAAUCCCUGAGAAACUGACUCUGUGUGUUCCUGCCUUAUAGUACAAAUAAAGUUCUAUACAACAGAAAAAA